CGCACCAUUCCCUUCUAGCGCGCCGGCACCCGGCUUGUGAUCGCGGCCUUUCUGAGUUGUUUGUUGGUGGCACUCGCUGGCCAUGUUGAGGCAUCGUGGUGGGCUCUCUUUCGUACAUCUGUGCAUGACUUCAUUGUGGGCGGGAUGAGAGGAGCUCGGGUAGCGCGAUCUUCUGAGGUCAGCCUGGUGUAAGAAUAUCCCUUGGUCUUUUUUACGUAUAUGCGCCCAAACAUGAUAAAGAGUACUCGUACUGAAUUCGCGGCCCUUGUUGUCCAGCGGAUGACCGGUGUUACGUGGACAGCUCUGGGGGCUGAUAAACAUGUGGUGGUAGUCCGUUACCUCCUACUUGUCAUAGCAGCAGCACUCGCCGACCGUUGACCACUGCAGGGAAUUUCCCUUGAUUCAUUGCGACAGUGGGAGAACUAUGCUUUGCAUGGAGGGUCAAACGGCAGUCUUUACGCCUUCAUUGAGCGGGCACGUCAAGAGAUGACUGGGGAGCUAGAAGGACUAGAGGAAGAAGCUUCGCAUGACGAAGGCUCGGAGGAAGGUCCUCGGCCAGAUACCAUAGGUCCUCUUAGGUCGAGCUGGAAGCUCCGAAAGCCCCGCCGCUGGAAGGAGGUCUAUCUAGCGUUCGAGAAAUUCAGCCAGAGAAGUUUGGGUAUCAACAGCUCUGAUCACCAGCCCAUGAGCAGCAGAGACUUUUGACAUUGAUGUAUUGAUAUACAGC
Molecule: messenger RNA, 727 nt
Organism: Cryptococcus amylolentus CBS 6039
Lineage: Eukaryota; Fungi; Basidiomycota; Tremellomycetes; Tremellales; Cryptococcaceae
Exons: 3
Coding region: 487-705 (72 amino acids)
Source: RefSeq, a predicted model, not a curated record